This is a messenger RNA of Oncorhynchus kisutch (coho salmon), 6909 nucleotides long. Its product is annotated as inosine-5'-monophosphate dehydrogenase 1a-like. Bases 1067 to 2956 code for a protein of 629 amino acids. Gene Ontology annotation, molecular function: IMP dehydrogenase activity. The transcript is spliced from 16 exons. The record is from RefSeq and is a predicted model, not a curated record. NCBI's taxonomy places the organism in Eukaryota, Metazoa, Chordata, Actinopteri, Salmoniformes, Salmonidae. Gene Ontology annotation, cellular component: cytoplasm. Gene Ontology annotation, biological process: GTP biosynthetic process.
AGCUAAGCCAGGAGAGGAGGAAAAAUAGGCUGGUAGUCUCAGGAACAAACUGCUCUCACAUUUCCACUAGCUCAGCUUCCAAAGCUCUCCAGGCCUUAGGGGGGCUGAUCUACCCUCCUAGCUCCCUCUCCCCUUUGGGACUCACCACCCUGCCUGACCGGAGGACAUCCAGGGGACACUCACUCAGCCUCACCCAGGACCUAGGAUUUCAGCUCACUGCAACUGUAUCCUCCUCAGAGGACUCCUGAGCCUGCAGCGUGACCCACCCUCCCUACUUCUGUCUAACGAAGAGAGAGGUAGUUCUCCAUCUUUCUGUACAUCAGUCUCAGGACCACCAGAGCUCCCACUUUUAGGCCUUAUCUCCCAUAGACUGUCUCUGCAGAGAGACAGGAGAACACCCCAAAGACAGAGACAGGAGGAUUUAGAGGAGUGCUAUUUAAUUGACACAGUUGUGAGACAGUGUGUCUGUGUUUUUCUGAUAACGACUGUGGCAGUGAAUAGACACAGGCCACUCAUGUAAGCAGUGUGUUAGAGAAAGAACACACUCUGGGGAAGUCUGUUCUAGUGGCGUUGGGUGUGCAGGUGUCCGUAAUAUGCCAGGUGUGUGUGAAUGAGGCAUUGUAAUUGUAAGGCAUUUGAUGUGCAUGUGAGACUUGAUAGAGGCCUCAAGUGUGUCAGAGGCAUUGGUUGUGUAUGUGUGUGAGAGGUAAGUCAGGUUGUGUGUAUGAGUGUGUGUGUGUGUGUGUGUGUGAAAGGGGUCAGUCAGGUGUGUGUGUGUGAAAGGAGUCAGUCAGGUCUGUGUGUGUGUGUGUGUGUGUGUGUGUGUGUGUGUGUGUGUGAAAGGAGUCAGUCAGGUCUGUGUGUGUAAGGAGUCAGUCAGGUCUGUGUGUGUGUGUGAAAGGAGUCAGUCAGGUCUGUGUAUGUGUGUGAAAGGAGUCAGUCAGGUCUGUGUGUGUGUGUGUGAAAGGAGUCAGUCAGGUCUGUGUGUGUGUGUGUGAAAGGGGUCAGUCAGGUCUGUGUGUGAGAGACGACGACCGUGGAGGCCUUAGCCCUGGAUUUCUCAGAGAUGGAGGGUCAAGGCUACGACCAGUUUGGUGAGCUUGAGCAAGACACCUACCAGAUCGACUACCGUCGUAUAGUUGGUGACACUGAGCCUGCCAUGCCGCGCCUCUCGCCCCGUGAAGGGGAACACACACACCCCAACUCCAACCCUCGUGGAGCCUACACGCACACCAACCCUCACGGCCACGGGCACGAGACGGCCGCGCAGAGAUACAAUGCCACACGCAUCCAAGCCGGAUACGAACCUGAAAGCAUGGCCGACUACCUGAUCAGUGGAGGGACAGGGUACGUGCCUGAAGAUGGACUGACGGCUCAGCAGCUCUUCUCUAUCGGGGAUGGACUCACAUACAAUGAUUUCCUGAUUCUGCCUGGUUUCAUAGACUUUAUUUCUGAUGAAGUGGACCUGACCUCAGCUCUGACCAGGAAGAUCACCCUGAAGACUCCUAUCAUCUCAUCUCCCAUGGAUACAGUCACUGAGUCCUCCAUGGCCAUUGCUAUGGCUCUCAUGGGCGGGAUCGGGAUCAUGCACCAUAAUUGUACUCCAGAGUUCCAGGCCAACGAGGUCCGCUUGGUUAAGAAAUUUGAGCAGGGUUUCAUCACAGACCCCGUGGUGAUGAGUCCUCGCCACACAGUGGGAGACGUAUUCGAAGCCAAGGUCCGCCACGGCUUCUCUGGCAUCCCUGUCACCGAGACGGGCAAGAUGGGCAGCAAGCUGGUGGGCAUCGUCACCUCCCGAGACAUUGACUUCCUCUCAGAGAAAGACCAUGACAGACCCCUGGAAGAGGCUAUGACAAAGAGGGAAGAUUUAGUGGUUGCACCAGCUGGCGUCACACUGAAAGAGGCCAACGACAUCCUGCAGCGCAGCAAGAAAGGUAAACUGCCCAUAGUGAAUGACAGUGAUGAGCUAGUUGCCAUAAUCGCCAGGACAGACUUGAAGAAGAACCGAGACUACCCACUUGCCUCUAAAGACUCCAGGAAACAGCUGCUGUGUGGAGCGGCCAUCGGAACCAGAGAGGAGGACAAAUGCAGACUGGACCUGCUGAUGCAGGCUGGGGUUGACGUGGUAGUGCUGGACUCCUCCCAGGGGAACUCUGUCUAUCAGAUCAACAUGAUCAACUACAUCAAACAGAAAUACCCUGAACUACAGGUGGUGGGAGGAAACGUGGUGACUGCAGCCCAGGCUAAGAAUCUGAUCGAUGCGGGUGUGGACGCUCUGAGAGUGGGGAUGGGCUGCGGCUCCAUCUGCAUCACCCAGGAAGUGAUGGCGUGUGGGCGUCCCCAGGGCACAUCAGUGUACAAGGUGGCAGAGUACGCCAGGCGCUUCGGUGUGCCCGUCAUUGCAGACGGAGGCAUCCAGACCGUUGGACAUGUGGUAAAAGCUCUUGCUCUUGGGGCAUCCACAGUUAUGAUGGGGUCAUUGCUCGCAGCAACCACAGAGGCCCCGGGGGAGUAUUUCUUCUCAGAUGGCGUGCGGCUGAAGAAGUACCGCGGGAUGGGCUCCCUGGACGCCAUGGAGAAGAACAGCAGCAGCCAGAAACGCUACUUCAGUGAGGGGGACAAGGUGAAGGUGGCUCAGGGUGUGUCAGGGUCGGUUCAGGAUAAAGGUUCUAUCCAUAAGUUUGCCCCCUACCUCAUCGCUGGCAUACAACAUGGCUGCCAAGACAUCGGAGCCAAGAGCCUCUGCAUACUGCGGUCCAUGAUGUACUCUGGGGAGCUGAAGUUUGAGAAGAGGACCAUGUCAGCUCAGGUUGAGGGGGGAGUACACGGGCUCCACUCAUAUUCUUUUGUGCCAUUUAUGAGAAGCGGCUAUACUGAGGGAGGAGGGAGAGUGAGCUCACGAACAGCACCCAGUGUACCCUCACCAGCAGCCACCAGGCACAAUGGAUACAUGUGACCUACCUACAACCACUACUCAACCUCCACCCAUGUUACCACAUCUGACCUACCUACAACCACUACUCAACCUCCACCCAUGUUACCACAUCUGACCUACCUACAACCACUACUCAACCUCCACCCAAGUUACCACAUCUGACCUACCUACAACCACUACUCAACCUCCACCCAUGUUACCACAUCUGACCUACCUACAACCACUACUCAACCUCCACCCAAGUUACCACACCUGACCUACCUACAACCAUUACUCAACCUCCACCCAUGUUACCACAUCUGACCUACCUACAACCACUACUCAACCUCCACCCAAGUUACCACAUCUGACCUACCUACAACCAUUACUCAACCUCCACCCAUGUUACCACAUCUGACCUACCUACAACCACUACUCAACCUCCACCCAAGUUACCACAUCUGACCUAACCAUAGCUACUACUCAGUUCAACCAUUACUUUGGCUAUACAAGGGAAGACCCCUGGACUCAACCCCUCUUGUCUACCUCUACCUACUCUUUCUCUGUGUUGUGUAAGAUGCUUUUGAGAGAUCAAAGAGUCACCUCUGACCUAUGACUUAAUUGAUGUUAUGACAUAAACCACAGGGACUAGGGACUAAGCUUCAAUGGUCAGAUGUAUUGGCUUAAGGCACAGAGCCAUCGGGCUGUAUAAAUCAAAUCAAAUUGUAUUAGUCACAUGCGCCAAAUACAACAGUAGACCUUACAGUGAAAUGCUUACAUGCGAGCCCCUAACCAACAGUACAGUUUCAAAAAGUACGGAUAAGAGAUAAAAGUAACAAGUGAUUAAAGAGCAGCAUUAAAAAUAACAUUAUAUACAGGGGGGUGUCGGUACAGAGUCAAUGUGCGGGAGCACCGGUUAGUUGAGGUAGUAUGUACAUGUAGGUAGAGUUAAUUAAAGUGACUAUGCAUAGAUGACAACAGAGUGUGGAAGGGGGGGGGGGGGGGGUGGAAUGCAAAUAGUCUGGGUUGCCAUUUGACUAGAUGUUCAGGAGUCUUCUGGCUUGGGGGUAGAAGCUGUUUAGAAGCCUCUUGGACCUAGACUUGGCGCUCCGGUACUGCUUGCCGUGUGGUAGCAGAGAGGACAGUCUAUGACUGGGGUGGCUGGAGUCUUUGAUGAUUUUUUUAUAUGUACGUAGCUAAUGUAGAACUGUGACUACUGUGUCCUGGGAGAGACUGUUUGAACAUAAUAAUCCUUGUUUGAUGUACCCUUUAACUCUUUAAACUAGUUCUGGUUGAUCAUGGUCCUAGGUCUCAGAUGUGUAUGGAGCACAGUUGGCACCUUGAUUGGGGAGGACGGCCUCUUGGUAAUGGCUGGAGCGGAAUGGUAUCAAAUACACCAAGCAUGGUUUCCAUGUGUUUGAUUCCAUUCGCUAUGUUCCAGUCAUUAUUAUGAGCAGUCCUACCCUCAGCAGCCUCCACUGGUUUGGAGGUACAGUAGUGUUUUUUACUGUAUGGAAUAGCCUAGAGGUCUGUCUGUGUGGCUCUACUGUAGAGAGGACCAAAACUAGGAUAAGCUAUAAGGUAAGCGCUAGCCUUAAAUCAGGGAUAACCACAGCGCCUUAAGACUGCACAUGGAGGCUAUACCAGUGUUGUAGUACUAGAGUCCGGGGGCCUCAUUUUAUCAAAUAUGUGGGUAAACCAUGUGUGGGAUCAUUUCCAUGCACAGUGUGAGAUUUAUCACUAUGAACUUUGCUUGAGAGUGUGCAUACAUUUAUGCACAGCCAUAACAAUGCAUAGGCACAGUGCAAAGUGGCGGAAUAAGGGAACUGCUUGUCAAGUAUAGAAUGGGGAAAAUAUUCUGUAUGUUGAAAAUGUGUGAAAUUGUGUGUUGAGUAAAAAUGUAAUCAUUCUUCGAUUUAAUUGUAUUCCAUUGUGAAUCUUUAUUUGUACAAUUUUCUACAUUGUAGAAUAACAGUAAAGACAUCAAAACUAUGAAAUAACACAUAUGGAAUCAUGUAGUAAGCAAAAAAGCGUUAAACAAAUCAAAAUAUAUUUUAUAUUCUUCAAAGUAGCCACCCUUUGCACUGAUGACAGCUUUGCACACUCUUGGCAUUCUCUCAACCAGCUUCAUGAGGUAGUCACCUGGAAUGAAUUUCAAUUAACGGGUGGGCCUUGUUAAUUUGUGUAAUUUCUUUCCUUAAUGCGUUUGAGACAGUCUGUUGUGUUGUGACAAGGUAGGGGUGGUAUACAGAAGAUAUCCCUAUUUGGUAAAAGACCAAGUACAUAGUAGGGCAAGAACAGCUAAAAUAACAAAGGGAAACAGCCUUUCAUUACUUUAAGACAUGAUGGUCUGUCAAUACGGAAAAUUGGGCAAUCGCAAAAACCAUCAAGCACUAUGAUGAAACUGGAUUUCAUGAGGACCGCCACAGGAAAGGAAGACCUCUGCUGCAGUUACCUCUGCAGAAGAGAUAAGGACAAGUUCAUUAGAGUUAACUGCAACUCAGAUUGCAGCCCAAAUCAAUGCUUCACAGAGCUCAAGUAACAGACACAUCUCAACAUCAACUGUUCAGAGGAAACUGCGUGAAUCAGGUCAUCAUGGUCAAAUUGCUGCAAAGAAAUCACUACUAAAGGACCCCAAUAUGAAGAAGAGACUUGCUUGGGCCAAGAAACACGAGCAAUGCACAUUAGCCCGGUGGAAAUCUGUCCUUUGGUCUGAUGAGUCCAAAUGUGAGAUGUUUGCUUCCAACCGCUGUGUCUUUGUGAGACACAGAGUAGGUGAACGGAUGAUCUCCAAGUGUGUGGUUCCCACCGUGAAGCAUGGAGGAGGUGGUGUGGGUUGCUUUGCUGGUUACACCGAUUUUUUUUUUUUUGACCAAUAUGGAUACCACAUUCUGCAAUGAUACGCCAUCCCAUCUGGUUUGGACUUAGUGGGACUAUCAUUUGUUUUUCAACAGGACAAUGACCCAAACACACCUCCAGGCUGUGUAAAGGCUAUUAGAUCAAGGAGAGUGAUGGAGUGAUGCAUCAGAUGACCUGGCCUCCACAAUCACCAACCUCAAACAAAUUGAGAUGGUUUGGGAUGAGUUGGACAGCAGAGUGAAGGAAAAGCAGCCAACAAGUGCUCAGCAUAUGUGGGAACUCCUUCAAGACUAUUGGAAAAGCAUUCCUCAUGAUGCUGGUUGAGAGAAUGCCAAGAGUGUGCAAAGCUGUCAUCAGUGCAAAGGGUGGCGACUUUGGAGAAUAUAAAUUGUUUUUGAUUAGUUUUACAUUUUGGGUUGCUUAUGUGAUUCCAUAUGUGUUAUUUCAUAGUUUUGAUGUCUUCACUCUUAUUGAACAAUGUAGAAAAUAGUCAAAAUAAAGAAAAACCCUUGAAUGAGUAGGUGUGUCCAAACUUUUGACUGGUACUGUAUAAUUGGACCAUGUCAGAACAUCUGUUUAUGAUAAUAAUUCAUAUAAAGUAGGCUACAGUCAUUUGUUAAAUUAGAGGUGCAGGUGAAAUACUAUAAAAGACAGAUGGGAAAUCAAACGAGAGUUAGCUGAGCUUGCUCUUUCGGCACACGCUGCAUUUUGCAGAGAGUGCAUUUUUAGAGAUCGGUGGGACUUUUUUGCAGAAAGUACAGAUUGGCUCAUCAGAUAUCGUUUCCCAAAACCAAUCUUAUUCGAUUUUUAUUUAAGACCUGCUUUAGAAAGGCACUCACACAUGCUAUUCCGGUGCACAUGCAAGUGCUAUCCACCCUCUGGUUUUUGCCAACGGGAACUUUUCAAGGUGAGCUUGCCGAUUGGCAUCUCACAGCCCUUGAUGAGCCUAUGUUUUGGAUGCAGUCAUCAGCAAAACGAUAAAAUGUCCAUACACCAUCGCACAACAGGUUGAAGUCAAUAGGGGUUUCUUUGCCAUCAGCGUUCCCAAAUAUGAACGGAGUAAUGGAUGGCCCCCACAUCGCCAUAAAAGAACCAUCCCAAAAUGAGUUAAACUAUGCAGCCUCAGCCAGCAGGUG